Messenger RNA from Dothidotthia symphoricarpi CBS 119687, 1340 nucleotides. Its product is annotated as Zn-dependent exopeptidase. Bases 107 to 1171 code for a protein of 354 amino acids. Gene Ontology annotation, molecular function: hydrolase activity. The transcript has 2 exons. NCBI's taxonomy places the organism in Eukaryota, Fungi, Ascomycota, Dothideomycetes, Pleosporales, Dothidotthiaceae. The record is from RefSeq and is a predicted model, not a curated record.
UCUAUUACAACUUAUACUUAAGUUUGAACUCGAGCAUCACCAUUCAUCUCUAUCAAAGUCGUUUUGUUUUAGUUCCUCCCAAAGCUUUUGCUACAAGCUAUGGACUAUGUCCGUCCUUCUUGAACAUCCGGUCGUAAAGCUAUUAACGUCACUUAUGUCUAUCGUUAGCACUAGCGAGCUUGAGCACAACAUCGGUGUGUUUCUUGAGCAAUAUCUCCAGGGCCUAGGAUAUACUGUCGAACGUAUUCCCAUCGCGCCUGGGUCUACGCGUCACAAUGUCUACGCUUACAUUGGUUCCUCCCGUAAGACACGCGUGCUUCUCACAGCUCACAUGGACACCGUACCUCCGCACGUUCCGCUUCUUAUUGAUGGCGAUACCAUCCGUGGAAGGGGAUCUUCCGAUGACCUAGGCCCGCUAGCAGCUCAGAUCAUGGCUGCGGAGGAGUUGAGAAGGGAAGGGAAGCUUCGGACGGAGGGAGAUAUCGGAUUGUUGUUUGUAGUUGGCGAGGAAAAUGGUGGGCAUGGGAUGAUUGCCGCAAAUGAUAUGGAUCUAUCCUGGGAAUCGGGAAUAUUUGCUGAACCAACAGAGAGCAAGCUUGCGAAAGGUCACAAGGGACAAGUGGCCUUCGAAGUCAUCGCCUCAGGCAUCGCAUGUCACUCAGGGUAUCCUCACCUUGGCAAAAGUGCUACCUCGAUUCUUCUUGCCGUAUUGAACGACCUGUCUGCCGCAAGUUGGCCGGAGUCUGACCUGCUCGGUAAUUCAACAUUCAACAUUGGAACUCUUGAGGGGGGAGAGAAACACAACAUUGUCGCUCCAUCGGCCAAGGCGCUCUGCGAAGUCCGCAUGGUAUCUGACCUGCCCGGUAUCAAAAGUAAAAUUGCACGUAUAGUCUCACAGCAUCCUGACGUAAAGUUGCAGUUUGUCUUCGAAUAUCCUGAGGCUCUCUUGGACUGGGAGAUAGAUGGCUUCGAUGCCGCUCCAGUGUCCUUUGGGACUGAUGUCCCUCGCCUCAAGACCGCAUGCUGUGACAAGAGAGUCUUGUACGGACCAGGGUCGAUCCUAGUAGCACAUGGGGCGGACGAGUACAUUCAUGUUCCAGAGCUGAUCAACAGCAUAGCUGGAUAUAAGAAGCUCGUUCUUCACUUUCUUUACCAGAACUUGCGAUAUUGACACCUGACCUUUGGAGGAUAUAGGGCAUAAAAAAGAUUCAUCUAGAUACGCUUUCGAUAUCAUUAGGGAUCAAAGGAUGAUCACACAUCAGAUACUUAAUCUUCCUCUGUGAAAUUCGAUUAUAGAAAUCUGUAGGCUAUUCUGGUGCUCUUGAUUGUCUAAAUUUCUG